GUAAUAACUAAUCUCUAAUAAUCUUGUUAAAUCUUGCUAAAAACUGAAAUUUUAGAACAUUUCUCAUUAUUUUUAGAAUACAGCAGCUGAAAUUAUAUAUGUAUAUAUUUAUAUAGUGAGACAAAAUAUCAUCUUACCAUAUGUUCAUGUGCUAUAGUAUAUUGAGCAAAUCUUAACCCAGAGAAGGCUGGUGAUAACCUCCACGACCUUAAUAUUUGUUGAUUUCGAAUACUAGAAGUGGAAGAUGUUUAGAAGUACGCUAGUUAUUUGCUUUUGCCUUUUGAGCUUCUCCCAAGCUGCUGUUUAUUCCGAGCGUUAUUUUAAGGACCCAGCGCAUCCCGGAAAAUGUGUUAUUAAAGAUAAAGUUCUAUCCCCUGGUCAAAGUAUUAAGCACCCCGUUAUGGCUUGUGCGCAAUUCAUCUGUGAUAAUGCACAAGGCAUGGCUACGAUCGAAGCCUGUGAUCCUGUUAGUGCUUUACCUUCGCCGCUCUCGAUGAUUAAAUAUGAUCCUCGGGAUAAGCCAACAUGCACUUGGGGUGAUUUCAUCAAUACGAAUGCACCAUAUCCGGAAUGUUGCAAACGGCAUUUCUCUUGUGUACUUUGAAAUAGUAAUAAAUGUACCGAAAAUGCUACUUAUAUAAAUAUAAAAAAAUAACUAUAAAAAUGUAAAAAAAAAUAUGGUUUUAAAUUAUAAGAGUGCUUGACAAAUAUUAAUUGGAAAAAAAUAAAUUUAGUAAUGUUAAUAAAU
Bactrocera oleae (olive fruit fly) is the source of this 748-nucleotide messenger RNA. RefSeq lists its product as uncharacterized. The record is from RefSeq and is a predicted model, not a curated record. NCBI's taxonomy places the organism in Eukaryota, Metazoa, Arthropoda, Insecta, Diptera, Tephritidae.